This is a messenger RNA of Amphimedon queenslandica, 1458 nucleotides long. RefSeq lists its product as uncharacterized. The transcript has a single exon. The record is from RefSeq and is a predicted model, not a curated record. NCBI's taxonomy places the organism in Eukaryota, Metazoa, Porifera, Demospongiae, Haplosclerida, Niphatidae. Bases 1 to 1458 code for a protein of 485 amino acids.
AUGGCAUCUUCUAGUGCUUGCGGUUUGAGUGGCACAGCUGACACUAGCACAGAUUCAGAGAUUGAGUAUACCACCGAUAAAGAUGAGUCACAUACUUCCAGUGGUACAAGUCAGCCUCAAAGAAAGAAAUUAUGUAAGGGCAGACUCAGACAAAGCUACAAGCAAAAAUACAACAAUCGUUGGGAAAAAAUUCCUGAAUUAAGAGACUGGUUGCGUCCAGGAAAAGACAAAUAUUCUGCAUCAUGUAAAGUAUGUCAAAAGGAUCUUGUAGCUGGACUCAAAGACUUGAAGCGACACGGACAAGCAGCAAAGCAUCUUCAAAAUGCUAAAGCAAAAAGAUCAACUCCAACAAUUUCUACAGUUUUUCCUUCUGAUGAUACGAAAGAAGACGUCAAAAAAGCAGAAAUUAAAAUUGCUGCUUUUAUAGUGGAACACAACCUUUCUUUUCAAGUUAUGGAUCACCUUUCUGAGGUCAUUAAAGAAUCGUUUCCAGAUUCCAAAAUAGCUAUGGAAUUCAGUUGUAAGCAUACAAAAACGAGGAGUAUAGUAAAAAAUGUAAUAGCUAGAAAAUUUCGAAAUCAAUUACAGGAAACAUUGCGCCAAAGGAAAUUCUCUAUCAUCAUCGAUGAGAGCACUGAUAUCUCAUCUACAAAGCAACUUGCGAUAGUGGUGCGAUUUUUCUGUGAUAAAGAUAACAAGGUCAAAAGCAAGUUUUUCAAGUUAAUAGAGGUAUCUCAUGGUGAUGCGACUACUCUAACAACAACUAUUUUGUCUGUAUUUCAUGAAACUGACAUUCCUUUGCAUAACCUUAUUGGUUAUGCUUCAGAUACAACCAAUGUUAUGUUUGGACAACACCACUCAGUAGUAUCAUUACUGAAAGAGAAAAUACCACACCUGUUCACUAUGAAGUGUCUUUGCCAUACAUCUCAUCUCUGUGCAUCGUAUUCAUGCGAGAAACUACCUCGGGCAAUAGAAAGUCUAAUACGUGAUAUAUAUUCUCACUUUAGUCACAGUGCUAAAAGAAUUGCUGAAUAUGAGCGUUUUCAGCACUUUACACAGACAGAGCCCCAUAAGUUACUAAAGCCUGCUCAGACAAGAUGGUUAUCAUUAGAGCUAUGUGUAUUGAGAGUGCUUGAGCAAUGGGAAGCUUUAGAGGCGUACUUUGAUCACUCAGCUCAACAUGACAGGUUAGCUUCAACUCAGACUAUACUGCUGGCUCUAAAGAACCCAAUCUUUAAAUUAUACUUCUACUUUUUACAGUAUGUUCUCCCCAAGUUUACGAACUUCAAUAAACACUUUCAAAGUGAACAACCUAACAUUCACAAUCUUUCAAGCAGUUUGGCUACAGCAUAUAGAUCUUUUUUGAGCUGUUACAUGUCUGCAAGCUAUUUACGUUCGAAAGAGCUCUCUGAUUGGACCCACAGUCAAAAGAAAAUAUGCUACCACUACAUUCAAUGA